Trichosurus vulpecula (common brushtail) is the source of this 243-nucleotide messenger RNA. RefSeq names its product small integral membrane protein 40-like. Bases 1 to 243 code for a protein of 80 amino acids. The record is from RefSeq and is a predicted model, not a curated record. NCBI's taxonomy places the organism in Eukaryota, Metazoa, Chordata, Mammalia, Diprotodontia, Phalangeridae. The transcript has a single exon.
AUGUCAGAGGAGGAGGGUGAAAGGGAUGAAGGAGAUGUGUUCUUGGCAUUUGCCCAGGGUCCUGCUCCUCCCAGAGGUCCCUUUCUUCGGGCCCUAGAGGGAGCCUUUUUCAUUUUUCUUGCCCUCUUCCUGACAGUGCUGAUGCUUAGAGGCUGCCUACAAGUUGCUCUGACCAAUACCCUGGGCAAACCUCUGGGCUGGCUGCUUGGAACACCUCAAAGAGAAGAGGAACUGGAGCUAUAA